Molecule: messenger RNA, 2724 nt
Organism: Closterium sp. NIES-65
Lineage: Eukaryota; Viridiplantae; Streptophyta; Zygnematophyceae; Desmidiales; Closteriaceae
Source: the annotation of a GenBank genome assembly
AUGGGCGAUCUGCUCACAACUCCAAAUGACUUCAUCACCCCGCCCCAUUCUCCCGAUUUCCAUCACCCCGCCCCAUUCUCCCUCUUUCCAUUACCCCGCCCCAUUCUCCUGCUUUCCAUCACCCCGCCCCAUUCUCCCUCUUUCCAUCACCCCGCCCCAUUCUCCCGCUUUCCAUCACCCUGCUCCAUUCUCCCGCUUUCCAUCACCCCGCCCAAUUCUCCCGCUUUCCAUCACCCCUCUCCAUUCUCCCUCUUUCCAUCUCCCCGCCCCAUUCUCCCCCUUUCCAUCACCCCGUCCAACUCUCCCUCUUUCCGUCACCCCGCCCCAUUCUCCCUGUUUCCAUCACCUCGCCCCAUUCUCCCUCUUUCCAUCUCCCCGCCCCAUUCUCCCGCUUUCCAUCACCCCGCCCCAUUCUCCCUCUUUCCAUCACCCCACCCCAUUCUCCCGCCUUUCAUCACCCCGCCCCAUUCCUCCCGCUUUCCAUCACCCCGCAUAAUUCUUCCGCUUUCCAUCACCGCGCCCCAUUCUUCCGCUUUCCAUAACCCCGCCCCAUUCUCCCGCUUUCCAUCACCCCGCCCCAAUCUCCUUCAUUCCAUAACCCCUCCCCAUUCUCCCGCUUUCCAUCACCCCGCCCCAUUCUCCCGCUUUCCAUCACCCCGCCCCAUUCUCCUUCUUGCCAACACCCCGCCCCGUUCUCCCGCUUUCCAUCACCCCGCCCCAUUCUCCCGCUUUCCAUCACCCUGCCCCAUUCUCCCGCUUUCCAUCACCCCGCCCCAUUCUCCCUCUUUCCAUCACCCCGCCCCAUUCACCCGCUUUCCAUCACCCCGCCCCAUUCUCCCGCUUUCCAUCACCCCGCCCCAUUCUCCCGCUUUCCAUCACCCCGUCCCAUUCUCCCUCUUUCCAUCACCUCGCCCCAUUCGCCCGCUUUCCAUCACCUCGCCCCAUUCUUCCUCUUUCCAUCUCCCCGCCCCAUUCUCCCUCUUUCCAUCACCCCGCCCCAUUCUCCCGAUUCCCGUCACCCCGCCCCAUUCUGACUCUUUCCAUCACCCCGCCUCAUUCUCCCGAUUUCCGUCACCCCGCCCCAUUCUCCCUCUUUCCAUCACCUCGCCCCAUUCUUCCUCUUUCCAUCUCCCUGCCCCAUUCUCCCUCUCCAUCACCCCGCCCCAUUCUCCCUCUUUCCAUCACCCCGCCCAAUUCUCCCUCUUUCCAGCACCCCGCCCCACUCUCCCUCUUUCCAUCACCCCGCCCCAUUCUCCCGAUUUCCGUCAUCCUGCCCCAUUCUCCCUCUUUCCAUCACCCCGCCCCAUUCUCCCUCUUUCCAUCACCCCAACCCAUUCUCCCGCUUUCCAUCACCCCGCCCCAUUCUCCCUCUUUCCAUCACCCCGCCCCAUUCUCCCGCUUUCCAUAACCCUGCCCCAUUCUCCCGAUUUCCGUCACCUCGCCCCAUUCUCCCUCUUUCCAUCACCCCGCCCCAUUCUCCCGAUUUCCGUCAUCCUGCCCCAUUCUCCCUCUUUCCAUCACCCCGCCCCAUUUUCCCUCUUUCCAUCACCCCAACCCAUUCUCCCGCUUUCCAUCACCCCGCCCCGUUCUCCCUCUUUCCAUCACCCCGCCCCAUUCUCCCGCUUUCCAUCACCCCGCCCCAUUCUCCCUCCUUCCAUCACCCCGCCCCGUUCUCCCGCUUUCCAUCACCCCGCCCCAUUCUCCUGCUUUCCAUCACCUUGCCCCAUUCUCCCGCUUUCCAUCACCCCGCCCCAUUCUCCCGCUUUCCAUCACCCUGCCCCAUUUUCCCGCUUUCCAUCACCCCGCCCCAUUCUUCCUCUUUCCAUCACCCCGCCCCAUUCUCCCGCUUUCCAUCAACCCGCCCCAUUCUCCCGCUUUUCAUCACCCCGCCCAAUUCUCCCUCUUUCCAUCACCCCUCCCCAUUCUCCCUCUUUCCAUCACCAUGCACCAUUCUCCCGAUUUCCAUCACCCCGCCCCAUUCUCCCUCUUUCCAUUACCCCGCCCCAUUCUCCUGCUUUCCAUCACCCCGCCCCAUUCUCCCUCUUUCCAUCACCCCGCCCCAUUCUCCCGCUUUCCAUCACCCUGCUCCAUUCUCCCGCUUUCCAUCACCCCGCCCAAUUCUCCCGCUUUCCAUCACCCCUCUCCAUUCUCCCUCUUUCCAUCUCCCCGCCCCGUUCUCCCCCUUUCCAUCACCCCGUCCAACUCUCCCUCUUUCCGUCACCCCGCCCCAUUCUCCCUGUUUCCAUCACCUCGCCCCAUUCUCCCUCUUUCCAUCUCCCCGCCCCAUUCUCCCGCUCUCCAUCACCCCGCCCCAUUCUCCCUCUUUCCAUCACCCCACCCCAUUCUCCCGCCUUUCAUCACCCCGCCCCAUUCCUCCCGCUUUCCAUCACCCCGCAUAAUUCUUCCGCUUUCCAUCACCCCCCCCCAUUCUUCCGCUUUCCAUCACCCCGCCCCAUUCUCCCGCUUUCCAUCACCCCUCUCCAUUCUCCCUCUUUCCAUCACCCCACCCCAUUCUCCCGCUUUCCAUCACCCCGCCCCAUUCUCCCUCUUCCAUCACCCCGCCCCAUUCUCCCGCCUUUCAUCACCCCGCCCCAUUCUCCCGCUUUCCAUCACCCUGCCCAAUUCUCCCGCUUUCCAUCACCCCGCCCCAUUCUCCCGCCUUCCAUCACCCCGCCCCAUUCUCCCUCUUUCCAUCAACCCGCCCCAUUCUCACGCUUUCCAUGA